GCCCCCGUCCAUUUUUUUUCCCCAAUUACUUUAUUCUCAAUUAAUGAUCUCAAGUGCUACAUGCAUAAUGGCUAUCUUCUUCUAUUCAUCUCAUUUUCAGAAACGGCCAGGAGAUGUACCGUCUUCUCUUCCUCUUGUUUUUCAUAGAGCAUAUAAUAGUUUCCUUCUUCUCAAUUUAGUCAUUACAUUUCGAUCAGUUUUCAUUUCUCCAUCUUCAUUCAUCUGUUGUGCCUUAGCUUGCAAUAGUACAAAGCAGGGUACGUGUUGGUGCGGCUGUUACAGUGUUAUGUCAAGCAAACUAGUACGUCUUCAUUAUGAAAGUUUUCUAGGAGUUAUGUGAAUCUCCUUGUUCAAGCCUCCAAUUCCAAAGAAGCCACGAAAAUGCGGUGUGAAGUAUACCAUCAUUUGGAGGUAAUUUAACUCUCAUAUGUUACUCCAGAUGAAGUUCUCUAGUUUCAAAUGACAUGGUGAUCAAGACUUUAUCAUUUUUUAUUUUCUGUUAGCAAAAAAAGAAAAUGACAUUGAUAUGUUACUGCAGUUUGAAUGUAUUCAUUUUUCAAAUAAUACUCACUUCAAUUCCAUUCUCC
Messenger RNA from Cuscuta epithymum, 587 nucleotides. The record is from the annotation of a GenBank genome assembly. NCBI's taxonomy places the organism in Eukaryota, Viridiplantae, Streptophyta, Magnoliopsida, Solanales, Convolvulaceae.